AUGGUACAAAGGGCGCAACUGCAUAAGGAUCUAGUUGGACAACUGGUUGAUGCAACUGAGUAUCGUCGCAUCAUCGGUUUCCUGAGGUAUUUACUCCAUACAAGACUUGAUCUUUCUUUUGUUGUUGGGGUGGCAAGCAGAUUUGUGGAGAAGCCCACGGUGAUGCAUUACAAGGCAGUAAACCAGAUUCUUCGGUAUUUGAAGGGCACCGUGCAUUAUGGUAUUAUAUAUACCAGAGGAGGAGAAACAGAGGUGAUCACCGACUACACAGAUAGCGAUCUGGCUGGUGACGUGGAUGACAGGAAGAGUACUGGAGGUAUGACUUUCUACAUUAAUGACAGCUUGGUGUCAUGGAACUCGCAGAAGCAGAAAACGGUUGCUUUGUCUUCUUGCAAAGCUGAGUUUAUGGCGGCAACGGAGGCAGCAUGCCAAGUACUGUGGCUUAGAAGUCUGUUGGGGGACCUGACAGGAGAAGAGCUCACAGCAGUAAAAUUAUUUGUUGAUAACAAAUCAGCGGUUGCUUUGAUGAAGAAUCUAGUGUUUCAUGGCCGCAGUAAACACAUUGACACCAAGUUUCAUUUCAUCCGUGAGUGCGUUCAAGAAGGCCAAAUUAAGGUAGAUUUCAUCUGCACGAAAGAGUAG
This is a messenger RNA of Phragmites australis (common reed), 642 nucleotides long. RefSeq names its product secreted RxLR effector protein 161-like. Lineage: Eukaryota; Viridiplantae; Streptophyta; Magnoliopsida; Poales; Poaceae. Bases 1 to 642 code for a protein of 213 amino acids. The transcript has a single exon. The record is from RefSeq and is a predicted model, not a curated record.